GUGUUAAAGGUCAAUGGUGAUUACGAGCCGUGUUAAAGGUCAAUGGUGAUUACGAGCCGUGUUAAAGGUCAGUGGUGAUUGCGAGUCGUGUUAAAGGUCAAUGGUGAAUUCGGUGGGAAGUAGAGGACGAUACAGUAACGAUAUGACGAGGACGUCACGAUGUUUUCAAUUUAGUGGGGGAAGAAGGUGUCAGCAGUCACUCUGACCAUUCAUGUAUGUUAUUGAGUAUAGUACUGAGUGUUCGUGUAGUACCAACUGAGUAUGUUGUUGCAGAUGGAGGAACAGGAGGCGACGAGCAUCCUUGCGAAAUUAAUGGCAGAGAUGGAAGAACUUGAGCAAACGGAUUUGCUAGUGGUUGGAUUAGAGGAGGACGAACGGAGUGAACUAAUUGAAGAGGAGAGAGAGAAUGUGAGAGAGGUUAGAGAGAGUGUCGCCGUAGACAGUAAGAAGACAUGGCAACCCGACAUGGCAACAUGCCGACAUGGCAACCCGCACACGCUCCAAAGCUCCUGAGGCAGAUCUAGAAUCUGAUCUCGUAGAGAAACUCCACGCGACCGAAGACAGCAGCUCCACAACCGCCGAGUCGAUGGAAGGAACGAUGGAAACAACUCCUAUGGUAGUUUAUCCCGCACAGGCUACGAGGAAGCGCGAAACUAAGAGACGUCGUCAAGAGGUUGACGGAGAGAGGGGAGAUGAUUUAAUCGGAGAAAUUACCCACUUGUCAACGACUAUGGAGUCGAUGAAGACAGAAGUCCAAGCGGUAAUACAUGUUUUCCUGGAUUUGCUUUCAAAAGAUGCCAAUGCAGCCAAGCCAGAUUCGGUCUAUGUGCCACCAAGCUUUUUGGCAGUUAAAUGGAAGAAGGCAGUUCCAAUCAAAUGCCUUGGCUGUAUAAGAAAAUACCCAUGGAGAACUUCAAGUGGGUACUGUUGCCCAUUUGUGAUGGUGACCAUUGGUUCCUGAUGGCUGCAGAUAUGGUCAAUAUGACAGUCGGCUUCUUGAAUUCUCUGACGUGGGAUGAAAGUCGAGUUCAAGUUUAUCUAGAUUCAAGGAAGUAAGUUCGAUCAUUCUCAUUCACUUAGUAUAUCAAUGUACUAAGAUCGAAGUAAAAGGAUUCAUGUGUCUUUACCAAUGCCUUUACUAUUUUCCUUUUUUAUUUACUGUUUUCAUUGUGAGCAGUUACUUUGGCAAUAGACUGGCAUUGAGUUGCACGCUGUUAUUUAGCUGUAGGGAUUUCCUGAUAAUAUUUGCGUCAUCUAUUUUUAUACCUUAGUCAUAAUUUAUACGUAUUAACAACUGUCAGACGCUUGUUGGUGGGUAAUAAAUCAGACUUCAUUUUUAUUCCUUCAGUUUUGGGCGUGCAACGGCCAUCCUUAUUUAGGGUGUUACGUAACACAAUUACUAAAAAAAAAAUUAAUUAUUAAUUAUUUUAAGUUAGAUUGGCAGGUUAGAUAAUUUUGGAAUCACAUACAUUAACUUCCUCACGCACACACAUGAAAACUGUUAUCGAAUAAUAAUAAUAAUAUAAAGUUCUGUCUCUCGAUGACACACGUAUAACGUGCCUCAGGUCAUCUUACCAUAAGCAGACUAGCUACAGAGAUCAAAUAGCUCCGAGCCAAUCUGCGAAAUGCUAGCAGUGCACACAGGUACUAGAGACUGUUCAAUAUAUAUACAAUACUUGCUACUGACAUCGCAGCAGAGAGGAACGGCUUAUGAUUUCUCGUACACAUAGUUUUAGCUGCAUUCCUACCAUAUUACUUGCGCACUGCUGGGCUCAGCGAGUGACGUCACACACGCAAAUUACAACACGCCACCAAGUCAUAAAAUAUGUAUUAACCGGUUAUUACAGCUUCUGAUCUUGAAACUGAGUAGCAUAAACUGGAAACCCCUAUGUUAUCUAUAGUAAUAGAACCCUUUAUUAGGCGUUGACAUCAUUUACUUGCCUCACAAUGGCACAGAAAUUAUGUCGAUCAUAACAAAGGAUAGCACGGAACAUGGCGGCCUCCAAGAAAUCACCUGUGUAAAAUCGAGUGCUCCUCCGAUUUGGAUUCGAGCAGAAUUCCUUUGUUUGGAAAUCAAAACUGCCCCACGAUGGGCGCCACUGUGAAAGCUUGCUAUUAUGCCUUCAUUGGAGCAC
Molecule: messenger RNA, 2135 nt
Organism: Priapulus caudatus
Lineage: Eukaryota; Metazoa; Priapulida; Priapulimorpha; Priapulimorphida; Priapulidae
Exons: 3
Coding region: 482-961 (159 amino acids)
Source: RefSeq, a predicted model, not a curated record